AUGGGAGACUCAACUCGUAUUCUUCAAAGUCUUAAAAGUAAAUCCAUUGACAUUCGCCUUACAUCCCUAACGAAAUUAGUUGAGCAAAUCGAAGACACUCAAGAUAUUUCAGCAGAAUUAAUCUUAAUCUUAAUCUUAAUUACGGCGGUUAGAAUCCGCUUUGUUAACUCGGUUACCAAGGAUCCCUCCAGGGGAUUCAUCCGCUUUGCGGGGACGUCUACUUCCGAUCGCCGGAAAGGCGGGUUGCCUGGCCGUCCUCCUCCUCCUUGCCACUUCUAGGCGGCUCCAGUGUUGAGUGGGCAGACUAUGGGUUCCCGGGGCCUUGCUUCAGGCUCCGUCUACAAGGUUGCCUAUUCCGAAAAUUCGAAGCGCGAAUUUUCUGGUAAGGCUCUCGGCUAAGAUGGAAAUCCAAAGCCCGGGACGUAACGCCCGGUUUCACGCUAGGGAGUUGCCCGAUUGACCAAGUGGUGUCCUUGGCACUGCUGAGCUUCCCCUUUCCAACUUUGGUUCUCCACUUUCCUUGAGGCAAAAGACUUGGUUCCAGAAUGAGCUGCGGUCGACCUAAUUCGACAUUGCGCUCCACUACACCAAGCCAAAACCCAGCCGGAUACACUUUACCGAGCCUCUUUUCCCUCCACAAGGUCCCCGCCAGCCUGUGGGCGUGCGGCUACAGGUGUUGAGAAAAAGGGCUGGUCCGUCGACGCCAUUUUAAUAUGUAUUUCAGCAGAAUUAAUCACAGGCUUAAAAAAAGUUGUCACAUCUAGUGAUACAAUUGAAAAAGCGACAGGUCUUUCAACUCUCAUAAGUAUUUGUUCAGUCACUAACGAAACAAAUUUAAAUAAUUCCUCAUUAAAUUAUUUAUUAUUUUUAUAUAAGUAUUUUUAAAAAAUAUGCUGACCAUUUAAAUAAUCUUGCAUUUCAUUUCCUACAACUAGUUUCACUAAAAAACAUCCUCUCCAAAGAAGACGAAAUAAUUAAUCUAGCAAGUCAAGCUUUAGGUGAACUUGUAAGCUCUCCAUCUACAACCACUUUUGAGCUGGCUGAUGAAGAGUUUCGAUAUGCUCUUAACACUUUAAAAGUCGAUACAAGCAAAGAUGGUUUCCCUCGCUAUGCAGCUUGUUGCGAAAUUAAAGCAAUUGCCCAAAAAUUACCUAUGCUUUUUGCGGUUUAUUUGGGUGAAUUUUUAGGGUCUAUGUGGAAUGCAGUUAGAGAUCAAAAAGACUAUAUAAGAGAAAUCGGUGUCUUAACCUUUGCAUUGAGUCUAAAACAAAUAGAAUCUCGAGAAGAUUUAUUCGAAAAAGUUUUAGUUGAGUGCCUUAGAGGGAUAACUCCAGACAGCCCAGCAGCAACUGUUCAUGGCUCUAUUUUAACCCUUCAUCAAAUGGUCGAAAAAGCUGAAAAAUUAAUUUUCCCAAAAUUCCGAGAAGCCUGUGACGCAAUUAUAAAAAUAAGAGACCAUAAAAAUCUCAUUGUAAAGCAAGCUGUCAUUGAUAUAAUCCCAGUCCUCACAAAUUUUAUAUUGAAUCAUGCACAUAGCGAAAUGGAAUAUGCCUUGCUUUUUCUUGAGUAUAUUUUUAAAGCUGUAGGAAGUAUUGGAAAAGAAAACAAAGGAGAAGUGCUCAGCAUAUUGGGAAAAAUGACUAUGCUAUUAGGGAGAAAUAUUAUAGGAUCUAUGCAGCAGAUAGUAGGAUUAGUAAAUCAUGAACUUAAAAAAAAGCCAAUUUUGUCUGGAGUUUUUGAUAUAUUAAAAGGUGUAACUAAAACGCUAGGCCCAAAGCUUGUUGACCAUUUUGAGUUGAAUUUAUUAAUUUCUAAUGUUUUCAACAGCGAUGUCGAACUCAAUGUAAACUUGCUUGAUUUCUUAAGCGAAUUAGCCAUUGCUGUAUUAAAAUCCCCAGACCACAAAACUAAGACUAUUGUAUAUACGAUUUGUGAUAGGCUGUUAGGCAUGAUUUUUUCUAUAUUAAACCAAAGGGUAGAAAAAAAUUAUACGCUGCCUAGGAAUGAGAUGUCUUCUAUUACUUCUACCAAUUCUGAAUUUAAUUUUUCGGAAGCGUUUCUGACACCGAUACAGCAGCUAUUUGCUCCUGCGAACAGUAUUCAUAUGAAUAACAUCUGCUAUGAAUGUGAAGACCAUUAUAUAAGGGAAUUUUACCUAAAAAUUCAGUAUAUGCAUGUGUGGCCCACCAAAAAUCAAUUUUAGAUAUUUAUAUAAAAAAGACCAUAAAUCAAAAAUUUCUAUUGUUUUAGCUCUUUUUGCUUUAUCAAAUUUUGAUUUUCAUAAUACUUUUUCAUUGGGAUUCCUAGUACAAUCUUGUGUUUUACCUUACUUAGAAAGCCCAUGUACAAUUAUCAGGCAAUAUGCAGUCAUCACUACUUGUGCUCUUACAAAGUGCCCAAAAGCCAUUAACUUAGGUGGAGUCCUCCGUAAUGAGCUAUAUAAUACAGUAGAGCGCCUAUUAAAUGUAGCAUUGACAGAUCAAAGCGAUUUAGUCCGCUGCACACUUUUUAAGCACUUAAAAGAAGAUUUUUUCCAAUUUUUAGCAUUAGAAAGCAAUUUAUCAAAGCUAAUGAUUGCAGUGAAUGAUAAAAGUAUCCAAGUUAGGGUUGUCUGUGUAAAACUUCUAGGAAAGCUGGUGGGGUAUAAUAGUUCUUUUAUUUUACCUUGCUUAACACAGCUAUUAAGCCAAUAUUUAAACGAGCUGCAAGUAUCAGGAAGAAUGAAGCAGCAACAAGAUGCUGCUGUUUUGCUUAGAGCAUUGAUAAAAAAUACUCGUCAAUUGCUAUCACCAAAUCUAGCUAAUAUUAUCGACAUCUAUAUACAGAUCCUAAAAAAUUCCCAGCAUGCACCAUUAGUCUAUCAAGCUUUGCGUGGGAUUUCUGCUUGUGCAGAAGUCUGCAAACAGCAGCUCAGGCCAUUUUUCAAUGUAAUUUACCCUUGUUUAAUAGAUAAUAUUAAAGAUACCACAACAUUGAAAAGAAAAGGAGCCUUGGUUGCAAUUUCUGAUGUAGUCACAUAUUCUACAAGGGCAAUAGAGCCUUAUCUGAAAUUUGAGUCUUUAUUAGAUACUUUGCUUGAAGUCAUAAAAACUGAAGAAAGGAUAGAAAUCAGAAAACUCGCAGAAAAAGCUCUAGGCAAACUAGGAGCCCUUGACCCUGUGAAGUAUAAAGAGCUAGAAAAAAGGACACACUCUGGGCUAAAAUCACAUAAAAAUAACCCAGUAGAAAAGCACUUAAGAGAGCUCCAUCAGAAAUCAUUAGAAUUAACACCCUCACACAAUAUUUAUUACCCAUUAGUCGCCUUAAAAGCAUUAAUGAGCAUUCUCUACGGUAUAAGCUCUUUAAACCACGAGCAUAUAGAGCAAAUCUUGCAAGCAAGCUACAACAUUUUUAGAUGCUACACUAGACAAAUAAGUUCUUUAUUAGAAAAUAUCAUUCCUAUCUUAGUUCACGUUAGCAAACAAGUAGAAAGUCCUUCUAAAGAAAGAUUUAUCAGUACUUUUAGAAAAAUCACAUCAGUUGUAGGUGAUGACAUCAAUGAUUGUGUAUUAGAAAUAACCAAAGUAAUUGACUUAUCAGUCUCCUCUCCAAACCUUCUUCAUGAAAUGCUUGAAUUACUGAGAGAGCUUGCAAGCCAUUCUUGCUAUGAAACCAUGACUUCUUUUCCUUUGCUGCUUAACAACUGUAUCAAUAUUCUCAAUACUUCAGCAGAUGAGCAGCUUAUAGUGAAAACUCUUAGCUUUUUUGAAUGUCUUAGAGGGAAAAUCGACCAAUAUUUAUACAUAACAAUUCCUGCACUGUUAAAACUAGUUCAAGAUCACCCAAGUACGAAAAUAAGAAAACACGCCAUUAAAGUAAUUGCAGAACUAUGUGAUAAAGGGACUCACCCGCAUAUAGUAGACUAUAUUUCUUUUAUAAUUGACGGAUUAUUAAAUGUAGUUAGAACUGACAACAAUGAAGUCAUUCCUGAUAUUUUUGACGCUUUUACAGGUCUAGUUGCUUCUUUAGGAUCAUUAUUUGCAGUUUAUAUCCCUGCUGUACAAAGACUUAUGAUGAGCAAAAAAAUUUCCCACAAAAGGUACGAAAAUGCUGUUCAAGAUUUAAUAGCUGGAAGUGACCAAAUAGAAAAUCCUUUCAGAAGACCCCGCAUGUCACUUAUAUCAGAGCCUGAAAGAUCAUCAACUAUAAGUGAAGGCCGCGAAGCCCGUGCAACGACUACAUUUGGUCCUUAUAAGCAUGAAGUUAAUGUUUCUCAGCUUUUAAAUGUAUGUGAAACUUAUGAUCGCCACACAAAGGAAGAAUGAAAAGACUGGAUGAGGAGAUUUUCUAACGAAUUGUUAAAGCAAGCACCUGCACCUGCAUUAAGAGAGUGUCAGGUCAUUGAAGAGUACCCAAAUUCAUUGGAAUUGUUUAAUGCAGCUUUUGUGUCGUGCUGGAGUGAUUUAUAUGAUGAAGAUAAAAAUAUGAUGAUAAAAAACCUAGAAAAUGCUUUUGACUCACAGACAAUUCCGACUGAGGUUUUGCAGGUGUUGCUAAACUUGGCUGAGUUUAUGGAACAUGAUGAUCAUAAAUUAUUUGAUGCGAGAACGUUAGGAAAACUAGCUUAUAAGUGUAAAGCGUAUGCAAAAGCUUUGCAUUAUAAAGAAGUUGAAUUUUAUACGUCUGCACCACAUACAGAAAUUAUAGAAAAUUUGAUAGCGUUGAAUAACUUAUUGCAUCAGCAUGAAGCAGCAUAUGGUAUAAGAGUUUUUGCUAAUCCCCCCUUUAAAUUGGGACAAAAAAUCCUAUUCCGAAAUUUAAAGAUCAAAACUAAUUUUUUAUAAAUUAGUAUUGAUUGAUAAAAGUUUCCUAUUGAAAAAAACCAAUUAUUCAAAAUUUAAAAGGGGGGGGUAAGAGAAAAGGAUGGGAAAAUUUAAACCAAGCACUUUUCCAAGAAUUUCAUCGAUGGCAAGAUGCAGAAGAUUUGCAUGAAUUAAUUAACGAAAAAUUAAUUACAGAUCCAGACCAAGCAAAUUCUGAAGAAACUACAGUCAUUCGAAUGAAAUGCCUCAAAGCACUUUCUGAUUGGGGAAAACUAAUGUCUCUAGGAGAAAUCAAGUGAAAUUCUAUUGGAAACAAUGAAAGUUUCAAAAAAGAAGUAGCAAGCUAUGCAGCAGCUGCUGCUUGGAAUCUCGGCAAGUGGGAAGAGCUAGAAAAAUACACAAAGGAGAUGGACCAAAAUAUUUUUGAACAAAAUUUUUACCGUGCAAUAUUAUCAAUCCACGAUAACAAUUUAACUCAAAGCAAAAAAAUUCUUGAUAAAGCUUGGGACAUUGUUGAUGCAAAAUUGCCAGGGCUUUUAAGAGAAAGCUAUAUCAGAGCCUACCCAGUUGUCAUAGAAACCCAGCAGUUAUGUGAUCUAGAAGAAGUCAUUCACUAUAAAGGGUAUGAAGAAACUGCUGAAAAGCGUGAUGAAAUUCUGCAAUUAUGGAACUGCAGAUUAGCUGGCUGUCAGCCGUCUAUUGAUAUCUGGGAAAAAUUCUUCUCAUUCAGGCCUUUAUUAGUGUGCCCAGAAGAAGAUUUAGACACUUGGAUACAGUUCGCUGAAUUGUGUAUGAAAAAUGGCCAAAUGAGACUAGCUGGAGAUACACUAGAAACUUUACUGCUGAGAGCUGUUAGUGACCCAAGAGCUGGAAAUUCUAGUAAAAUUUAUUAUGAAAUCACAGGAAAUGAAGAAUUGCACCCAGCUUCAGUAUGCUUUGUAUAUCUAAAAUAUUUAUACUCACAAGGACCUAAGCAUAAGUCUCUGGAAUAUUUGCACAAAUUUGUAGAGGAGCAAGAAACCAUGAAAGCUAAUGGGACAGCUCUUUGCAAAUAUUAUUUACAGCUCGCAAAAUGGCAAAAAGAUUGCUAUGCAGAAGGAUUUUCUCAAGAAAACAUGGAUAAAGUACUGAGGAGUAUUAAAACAGCUACACAAUACGACAUGAAAUCUUACAAAGCAUGGCACAAAUGGGGAAUCAUGAACUUCUCAGUCUUAAGCCAUUUUGAAAGACCAUCGCGAGGAGAAGUCAUUAGUAAAGAGACAAUGGAUCCAUACAUAAACAGCGCUCUUGAAGGCUUUAUUCACUCUAUAGAAAUGGAAUACAGCUUAACAGCCAGUCACAAGUUAUUCUAUUUUAUUUAUUUUAACUUAUUUUUUAUUAUUAUAAACUGUUAUUUUUAAUUAAAAAAGUAAUAUAAAAAGGCAUGCAAAAUUUAUUGAGACUAAUUACACUUUGGUUUAAAUAUGGAAAUCAAGAAAAAGUUUCUGAAAAAUUAAAAUCAAGCUUUGAUUUAUUAAAUGUAGAAGUUUGGCUGCAAGUGAUUCCACAAAUUAUUGCAAGAGCUUCGACACCUGAUCCUGUGCUGAGAGGCUUAAUUGUAGAUUUGUUGAAAAAAAUAGCGAAAUAUCACCCUCAUGCUUUGCUAUAUGCCCUAACUAUGGCAAUAAGGACUACAAGCGAAGAGAGAAUUCAAGUGGCGAAUUUGGUAUUAAAUGUAAUGAGAGAGUAUCAUCAGACUAUUGUUGGAGAUAAAAAAUGUAAAAAAAAAAAAUAAUAAAAAAAUUAAAAAAUAUUUUUUUGGAAAAAUUUUUACUUUGGAGAUACCUUACUUGUGGCUGAUGAACUAAUCCGCUGCUCUGUCUUAUGGAAAGAAGCCUGGCACGAAGCUAUUUCUGAUGCAUCUCAACUCUAUUUCGGAAGCAAAGAUAUAAAUGGGAUGAUAUCUUUAUUAAAGCCUCUUCACGAAACUCUUAAUCAAGGCCCAAAAACUAUGAAUGAAGUCGGAUUCUACCAAGCAUUUUCUGCAGAUCUCUCUGAAGCUGAAUUCUGACUAACUCGUUACGAAGAAACCAAAAAAGAAAUAAAUCUACAGCAAGCCUGAAAUAUUUACUAUUCCGUCUAUUUGAAACUUCACCGUGUUAAUAUGAAAGAAGUUGAAAUAGAAAACGUCUCUCCACGCCUUUCUGAAGCUAGAAAUCUUAAUGCUGCUAUCCCGGGAAUUUAUAGAAGCGAUAAGCCAGUCAUAACUAUCCAGAAGUUUGAAAAAACCCUUACUCCCCUCCGUGAAGGAACAAAAAAAAUUUUUUCGCUCACGGAGGGGUGAACUUUUAAAAAAAUUAUGUCUGAAUUUUAUAGAAUUUUUUUUUCGAGAUUUAAAAAAUCCCAAUUCGAAAUAAUUAGAAUUUUAAAUAUUUAUUAAUUUGUAAAAUUCAUGUUUUAAAAUGCAAGCUGUUUAAAAUUAAACAGAAUAGCUAGAGAUUUCGUUAUAAUAAUUAUCACUUAUAUAUCAAAAUAUUUUCACAAAAAAUUUUAAUCACGGAGGGUGGUUUUUGGGCAAAAAAUAGAGAUUUUUUCAAUGGUUUUGUUCACUCACAGAGGGGGAGUUAGAGUUUUUCCUACAAAGCAGCAUCCCCGUAGACUAUCAAUGAUAGGAGGAAACGGCAAAGAGUAUCAAUUUCUGCUCAAAGGGCAUGAAGAUAUAAGACAGGAUGAAAGAGCCAUGCAGCUGUUUGGACUUGUCAACGAUUUACUGUCAGCAGAUAGAAGAACUAAUGGGAAAGAUUUAAUGAUUAGAAGAUACGCAGUUGUCCCAUUAAGCCCAACUUGCGGGCUUAUUGGAUGGGUACAUGGUUGUGACACCUUAAACCAAUUGAUCCAAGAUUACCGACAAAGAAAAAGAAUAGAAACCUAUGUAGAAAGAGACCUAAUCAAAGGAAUGUACACAAAAUACGAGCAAUUACCACUAAUCAAUAAAAUCGAAAUUUUCGAAUACGCCAUGUCACAAACGAAAGGAGAAGAUCUACAAAAAAUUUUAUGGUCAAAGUCACCUACAAGUGAAAUUUGGCUUGAAAGAAGGACAAAUUAUACAAGGUCUCUUGCCACUAUGUCAAUGGUAGGCUACAUUUUGGGUCUAGGUGACAGACAUCCUUCUAAUAUUAUGCUAGACAGGUAUACAGGCAAAAUCGUACACAUUGAUUUUGGAGACUGCUUUGAGGUUGCUAUGAAAAGAGAAAGGUGUCCUGAAUUGGUGCCAUUUAGGCUUACAAGAAUGCUUGUAAAUGCUAUGGAAAUUUCAGGAAUAGAAGGAAACUUUAUGCUUAAUUUCUAUGUAUAUUUUCCUAUAAAGAUUGUUAAUUUUUCAUAUAAAUUCAUGAAUAAAAGGCAUAGAAAUACUUGUGAGCAAGUUAUGACGGUUUUAAGGCAAAAUAGAGACUCUCUUAUGGCUAUGCUUGAAGUCUUCUUAUAUGAGCCAUUAGUUAGCUGGCGAAUUAUUGCCCAAGAGAAAGCCAGGCCUAGCCAUGCUGAAGAAGGAGACGUAGUCAACGCUUCGAUGCCUGAUGAAAAAGACUUACAAAGAAACAUCAGCGGAGAGCUAGAAAUGACUGAUUUAUUGAACGAAAAAGCAAUAGAAGUCAUAGACAGGGUUUUAGAAAAAUUAACAGGGAAUGACUUUUCUGACUCAAAAGAACUGUCAAUUCAGGACCAAGUCGACAGGCUCAUAAAAGAAGCAAGAUCCAUUAAGAAUUUAUCACAAAGUUAUAUAGGAUGGUGCCCAUUCUGGUAA
Molecule: messenger RNA, 8586 nt
Organism: Blepharisma stoltei
Lineage: Eukaryota; Ciliophora; Heterotrichea; Heterotrichida; Blepharismidae
Source: the annotation of a GenBank genome assembly